Paramuricea clavata is the source of this 1050-nucleotide messenger RNA. Lineage: Eukaryota; Metazoa; Cnidaria; Anthozoa; Malacalcyonacea; Plexauridae. The record is from the annotation of a GenBank genome assembly.
AUGGCUACUCUUUCUUCAACAACCUUGGCAAGCGAACCAACAGUUGAUGUAUCAGAGACAUUCAAGACAUUCGCUUGGAUAUUUUGUUUGUUAAUCUCGUUGACAGCAUUUUUCGGGAAUGCUGCUUUACUAUUCGCAGUGUAUCGCGAUCCGCUGCGAUGCUUCAAGACCCGAGCGUCGAGCGUGUUCACGAUAAGCUUAGCGGCUUUCGAUCUGCUAACCGGUUUCGUUUAUGCCGUAUGGUACAUUGCAAAUCUCAGCCGCUCGUCAGUAACGCAAGCGACCCCGAUGGAAUUUCUAAUCAAUUUUGUCCACGUUAAAGGACAGUGUGCUUUCCUAACAGUGCUGGCAUUAGCCGUAGAUCGGCAUAUCGCAGUAGCCUACGCGGUACGCUACAAGAAAAUCGUUACGAGACGAAAACUUAUAUUGUGGACUGCGUUAAUUUGGGGAUACUCGUUUAUUUUCACCACAAUUGUGAACAUACUUGACCAACAGAAAUCCGAACAGAAUUUAGUAGACGCUGCUUCGUAUAUGCAUCUCGCAUCGCAUGUUGAAAUUGUUCUCGUGCUGGUAGCUGUCACAGUUCUGUACACUGCAUCCUUUAAAUCGCUACGAAAACACGGCAAAAAAUUGCGGAGCUCUGGUAUGAAAGUUAACGUCGAACGCAAGGCGGAGUAUUUGAAAUCCGAAAAAGAAUUCGCCAUGGCAAUAUUAUUAACAAUGAUAAUUCUGGUGUGCACUGUAACACCGCAUACUAUAUACAUGAUUAUCAAAUUGUCAAAAGGACUAUGCCCUCACUGUAAGACCAAUAAAGACUACAUACGUUUCUCGUAUCUCAGUGAGGGGAUAUAUCUUGUGCUGUUCGCAGCCAAUCCGUUUGUCUACGCCUGGAGGCUGCCUAAAUUUCGUAGCGCGUUGAGACUGUCUAUCAAACGGCGUUCAAGACGCAGUAUAUACUAUGAUAAGACUGAGAGACCGGAGUCUAUGAAAGAAAUGUCAGACAGCCGAAAGACGGGCUCGAUUCCGAGGCUCAAUACCAUUGUAAAAUAA